AAACAGUAAUUUUGUUAUGUUGGGUGCAAAUAUUAUAAUACUUUCUUUAGCAGCACUUGUUGCAGCCGACUGCAAUUUAUCUGAAGAAUUAAAAAAUGAAAUAGCGUCUUAUGCAACUACAGUUGACUUAAUCAUCACCGCCGCUACUAAAGGAAGCUUUAAAGGUGUUACCUAUAAUGAAUUAGCAAAAUUUGUAGAUAGAUUUGGUGGACGCAAAGUAGGAUCAAAAACUUUGGAGGAUUCGAUAGAUUAUAUGUUAAAUUUAUCACUGGCUUAUGAUUUACAGAACGUACAUGGAGAAGAAGUGGAAAUACCCGUAUGGGAGAGAGGAUCGGAGUCUGCUGUAUUAAUAGAACCUAGAACCAAAGACAUUCGAAUGCUUGGAUUAAUCUAUAGUGUUGCUACUCCAGUAGAAGGUAUUCUAGCAGAGGUUUUAGUAGUGAAAUCAUUUGAUGAGUUAAAGGAAAGAGCUGCUGAAGCGAACGGCAAGAUCGUGGUUUUUAAUGAAGACUUUAUCAGUUAUGGUGAAACAGGACAAUAUCGUGGUUACGGAGCAAUUGAGGCAGCUAAAGUUGGAGCUGUUGCCACUUUGAUAAAAUCAGUGAGUCCUUUUUCUCCUGCUAAUCUUCACACAGGUAUUCUUGCAUACGACGACAGUAUUACUCCCAUACCUGCUGCCUGUAUUGCUUCUAAUGACGCCAAUAUGUUGCAAAGAAUGCAAGAAAGAGGGGAAACUAUUAAGAUUCUUUUAAAAAUGGAAGCUAAAAUGUUGCCUAAUCAAAUAUCACGAAAUGCCGUCGCAGAACUUAAAGGAAAUAUAAACCCGGAAAAGGUAGUCAUUGUUUCUGGUCAUAUAGAUUCUGUGGAUGUUGGAGACGGAGCGAUGGAUGAUGGUGGUGGAGUUUUCAUUUCGUGGGCAGCUGCAGCUUUACUCAAUUCUUUGGGACUUAAGCCUAGAAGAACUAUACGAGCUAUCUAUUGGACAGCAGAAGAGGUAGGAGGAGUUGGUUUAACUGCUUAUCAACAAGUUCACAAAGACGAAAUUGAAAAUUUCAACUUUGUUAUGGAUACCGAUGUGGGAACGUUUACUCCUUUGGGUAUUGAAUAUGAAGCUGGGGAGAAUGGAGGAUGCAUAUUGCAAGAAAUAAUGCAAUUGUUAACAUCGAUUAAUGCAACUCAAGCAAGAUCUGUUGAAAUGGGUCUUUGGCCGGAAACCCCAACGGCUUCUUUAUAUAAUGCAAACGAACAAUAUUUCUGGUAUCAUCAUUCACCUGAAGAUACUAUGGACAUUGAAGAUACCAACGCAUUAGAUAAAUGUACUGCUGUCUGGAGUUCGGUGGCGUACGUUUUGGCUGAUUUGUCUGUUGAUUUUCCAAAAGACUAAUAUUUUCUCUUCACUAUUAAUUCUGUAUUACUAAUGUUGAUUUCCACUUUCACUUUGGUUACAAUAUUUGUCAAAGAAUGAAUAAAUGCGCUGUAUAUAUAUUAUA
Zophobas morio is the source of this 1490-nucleotide messenger RNA. RefSeq names its product carboxypeptidase Q-like. The transcript has 5 exons. Gene Ontology annotation, molecular function: metallodipeptidase activity. The coding region runs from base 17 to 1384 and encodes 455 amino acids. Gene Ontology annotation, biological process: peptide catabolic process; proteolysis. Lineage: Eukaryota; Metazoa; Arthropoda; Insecta; Coleoptera; Tenebrionidae. The record is from RefSeq and is a predicted model, not a curated record.